AAAUGGCGGCGGUUUCUGUCACUAUGGAAUGAAACUUUCUUAUUUUUAUCAAAUAUUUUCCCCGUUUCCUCACGAACUUCCAGGCGUGGUCGCUCGUUUGGUGAAGUAAGGAUUUUGCGAAGGCAUUGACAUCAAUCACAGCGGCUUAAGACCGAGCUGUGCGAUUGUUUUACCCGCUUUUUGUCGCCUAUUCGCUGGGCUUCCCUCGAAGAAGUUGACGUUGGCUAGAGUGCCUGACAUUGCGAUCAUUCCGAGUGUUUUUGUCAGCAAAUUCGCUGUAUACGGACUCGUCAGCCGGGGCAGGUCGUAGCUUCCGUGGGAGAAAUAAGUAGGUGGUGUUGGAUGUCACCACCAGAAAGGAUUGCUUUGAGUUUGGUUUGCUAGCAUCGUCCAUCCUGGCAAAUCAAAUGGAAAAGCUCCAGGACCUGAGCCAAUCAGAGCUCCAGGAGCUGCUGGAUAACGCCGAGAGGGUGGAGGCCAUGGCGCUGGAGUCUGAUGAGAUCCAGAAUAUCCAGCUGGAGAGGGAGAUGGCUCUGGCCGCUAACAGAAGUCUGGCUGAACAGAACCUGGACCGAAAGCCAUACCUGGAAUCACAGAAGGAGGCGCUAGUGAGCCGAUACCUGCAACUGGAGGCUGUGCAGCAGAAGUACAGAGAGCAUUGCUCACAGAGAGAUGGAAUGGCGGGUCAGGUGUCUCCAGAGGCCUUGUUUAACAGACUUCAGGUGGAGAGCUCCAAAACAGAGGAGGAGUCUGAGUCUUUGGCAGAUGAGUUCCUGGAGGGCUCGUUGGCACUGGACUCCUUCUUGGACGGCUUUCUGUCUUUACGUUCCCUCGCCCACAAACGCCGUGUGCGGAUAGAAAAACUCCAGGAAGUACUCCGCCAGAGAACCUCCGCCUCCUCCACGGCAACCGACAAACCUGACCCCGCCCCCUCCUCCACGGCCCACCCCACCACCUCCAACAACCUGCCCCUCCCCAAACAACCAGCUCCUCCUCCAGGACCCCCGAGCGGCCUCCCCUACUCCCCUUAUCCCGUGUCCCCUCCCAACCCCGCCCCCGUACCUGUUGCCGUGGCUGCAGCAUCUGGCCCAUCCAACCCUCCAGCGCAGUUUCCACCGUACCCCAGCGCCGGCUCGUCAUUCACCCCAGCGGCAGGCUACUCCGGUGGGCCACCCCGACCGGCGUUUGGGCCCAUCCCUCCUCCUUCUCAGCCUUCGCAUUCCGGGGGUGCUUGUCCAUAUCCCACCCAGCCAUCUGCGUUCACCGGCCCGCAUCCUGGCUCUGCGUUCGGGCAGUAUACUCCCAGUAACGCCCCAGCACCCUACCCAGCGUCCUACUCCUACGGUGGGUACAGUUAUCCAGCCGGGCCGGCCUACAACAACACCCAGUCCCCCACAGGAAGACCCAUGUACAGACCCGGAUAUGGAGUACCACAGCCCUACUCCUGAAAAUUAAAAAGCACUACUCUUUUCUCUCUCUCAGAAUCUUAAAUAUGUUACCCCUGCACUGCAAAAAAUAAAUAUCUAAACAAUUAAAUUAUUUCAAUUCACAAUCUUGAUUUGAUCACUUUGACUAAUUUAAAUACAUUUACUUGUUUGACCAGAUGUUUGUAGUAGUUUCAGUUUUUAGUUCUGAAUUUCAGUUCUGAAUUGUUGAUGUCCCUUUCUGAUAUUGCCGGUGUUAUGUUUUUAUGUACAUGUUUUUUUCAUGAGAAGAUUGCACUACAGGGAUACAGGAGGAUGGGUGGGAAUCUUAAACCCCAAAUUUCAAGCUAAAUUUUCUUCAAAGAAAAUGGUAGAAAAAUACUAAAUAAGGAUAUUAAAUAAUGAUCAAGAUUUUUAAUAACAUAAAGUGUGCAUUCUUUAUGAUGUAUUAACUAAGUUAGACCCAAGUUAAUUAGGAAAUAAUGCUCCAGUGCCUAAAAUUUUGCUUGAAAUAGGAAAACUAUAUUUAAAAACUGCUACUCAAUUUAUCUUAAGUCAUUUGAUAUUAUUUUUUGCAGUGUAUAAUUCCCCACUUCUUUGAUUGAAGAGGUCUUUCGCUUUACUUCUCUCUAUGUUGCACUAUCCCCUGAUUCGUAACGUCUGUCAGUUCAAAAUGUUCGCCCCAAUCCCUCACUAGUCUCAGGUCGUCGCGUUGUGUAAAAGUAUGAAAAAACAUAUGGUAUCUGAACCCUUUCUCUGUAUAUCACAAUAUCCACCGCAUCUUAUGUCUAAUCUUUCUAUUUGAGUGCUAUGGUGCAGGCUCGGGAAGUACGGCAUGGUCUUAACUCAAUAUAAAGUGAAAAACACAUCAGGUUCAUUUUAAAUCGUUUGUAGUGGUCCAAAGAUAUUCCUCAGUUACCUGCAUUCAAAGCAUCCUAAUUAUUUGGUGUGAUAAGUUUACAGUCACUUUUUUACAACUCUCAGAGCACAUUUUUUCCCAUCACAGCUAACAUGCUAACAACAAUUGGCAUGCUAACUGUGCACUUACUGAUUAUUGGACAGUAAAACAAUUUGAUUGCAGACAGUAUGCAGCUGACUUAUCUUGUAGCGACUCAUGAUGUCAAAAUAUCUGUACUGGGCCAAGACAAAUGUUGCUCAUAUACAUGUAAAAAUAGUUUUUAUGUGGGUCCUCUGGUGGAAUAAAUAAAAGUUUGACCCAAUGUGUAAGAACUGUUUCUGAACUAAUUCUUAAUAGAUUAAGAAUCAGAUUAAUAUAUCAAAAAGACAGCUGCCAGACCAUUCUGAAUUAACUUUUCUCCAAAACUUAAACAAUCUUUUUUUUCCUAAAACUUAAAUAUCUUCUACAAAUAGACGUAUAAGCUUUUAAUUCAUAAUUUUUUGUUGAAUCUAACAUUUUAUACUUGAGACCAUGCUGUACUUCUCGUACCUCUGUCAUCAUUUCAAUAAAAAAGACUAGUUAUCUGGCAAAUCUGUUCUAAACAUAUGCACUGACUGGAAUGCCCAUCAUAUCCAAAAAACACAAAUAUUGUAUGAACCCAUAUCAUUGUCUUGGCCAUAUCAGUAUCUAAUCUACUCAUUUUGCAUGACUUUACUUUACUAUUGUUGAAAAAUACUGCCAAGAACCCAAGAUAGCAUCCAAAACAUUUUUAUUUUCUUUUGAUUUUAGUUUUAAACCAAAGAAAGUUGUAAUUGCUUGGAAAAAAAGUCAAUGCGAAGUGCAUACCUAUAUCUAAAUACACUGGUGCUAAUGAUUGGGGUGUUACAAAGGGAAGCACUGCUGUGAGUACAAAUUUAAAGUGCAUAUGACAGGUUUUCUAGUUUCUCUAGUUAUUGCUUUAUAGCUGGGAUACCUUUGUUAAAUGUUAAGCAUAUUUUGUCAAGUGGUAAAAAAAGUUUGAAAAAAUAGAACAUUUCUGGAAGUGGAGUUGUAUAAAUGAACUUCCAUAUCUGUCUCAUCAAUACACAAAAUUUCAUCCAAAUAGCAGGGACAAUUCACACACAAAGAACACAUUUUUAAGUCAUGGGAUUACCUCUUCUUAUGUCGUUUCUGCUGCCUGUGUUCAACCAAGAAGUCAAAAAAUAAUUACCCAACAAGCUAGGGAAAACUGGACAUGAUUUUUAGCAAAAUUUUGAUUAAUAAAUUAUAUAGUGUAACCUGUCUUACGCACUUUAAUUGUUAAGAGGCUGACAGUUGUAGUUGUAUUUUUGGUCACUUGGGGGAAGCAAAGAUUCAUUAAAAGUACCCUUUCUGUUCCACGAGGAAGCAUCAGAGUUUUCAUUUUAGUUGAGGUCAGAUUAAAAUAGUCACCUAACAAUAUAAGCUUAUUCUGAUGAUGGUGCUGUCAGUUAAGUCAAUAAAAAGCUAGACUUCAAAGUGAAUCAUAGAUAUUCAAAAUUCAUUGUCCAUAAUCCCAUAUCAAAAUAGUUACGUCAGAGUUGGUACAUGUAUUUACAAGAGAUAAUAUGGCUGAAUGUCCAUUUUGACAAUAAUGCCCUAUUGAAUAUUGUAUCAAGGUAAUUUCCAAUCUUAUUUACAAUCUUUUAAGGCAACAAUUCGUACACAACAUAAUUUUAAAGGGCUUUACAGAAUAAAGUAAUUGAAAAUACAACCAAAUUAAAACCAAAUUCUAUUAUAAAAUGAACUUUAAAGCCACAGUGUGUAACUCUUUAGGGAAAAAAUAUCAUAAAAUAAAACAAUAUUUUAAGUUGUGUUUAUUGCUCUAAAAAACUUGCGAGUGGGCUUGCAUCUUUACGAACCUCACUCUUAUUACCUGUUUCCAUGGAAAUGUUUCGCUUUUGGCUGUAAUAUUCCACAGUGGCACAGAGAAUGUUCCGAAAUAUGGUUUAAUUUUUUUUUAUUUUCAUGGAAUCUUGCAGGUGACGUAAUAUCUCCAGUGAGUUACACACUGUAGUUUUAAAAUAGAAGAGCGGAAUAAAAUCCUUUCAGUCAUAUACACCAACAUACCAAUAUUUUUGUAGCAUAUUUACAUAAAUGUGCAAAUUUAGCUUUCAUAAUUAAGAAACAAUUAAUCAAAAUAAACCAUGUUUCUUUAAAAGGGUUAAACCGGGUCUGUGUGGUAUCAACUCCAUGCAGUUUAGGCUCCCAUGUUUUCAAAUGAGACAAUGAUAUUAUACUUGAGUCUCUAAUUAAAUCCAUGCACAUUUUUCACUAUUUGUCCUCCAUUUUGUCUGUCUUUUCUCCUAUCUCCUUUUUCCCUUCCUCUUCUUUGACUUUUUGCUUGUUAAAACAUGGACUCAAAUGCUUGACAAUGAUCACAGAUGAAAAUAGUUUUUAUUUCUAUAAGUUGUCACUAUCAUUGAAAAUAUAUGUGCUUUGUAUAGUUAAAUAAUACAGGGGUCAUGGACAGACUAUGGUGCAUAUAAGGUAGUCUCUCUUUUGGAUAAUUCUUGUAAGUGUGAAAAAUGGGAUAUUGUAUUGUAAACAAAGGAAGUGUGUGCAAUUGAAUUUAGGACAUUUUCUUAAUUUGUUGAACUAUAGGAUUACUUAAUACGGUUGGAAUAUUUGGGUAUUAUCAAUGUAAAGUUGUCUAUUUUACUCCUUUGCUCUAGGAUUGAACAAAUUGUAAAAUGUGUCUGUGCUUUUUGGCAGCACACAUCAUAAUUUAACCUUCAUCAAGACCUUUACAGACCAGUUUGCAAAAUAAAAUCUGAUUCCCCCAGUCUUUUUUGUAAAGGAGCAAAAUAGGUGACUUAAAUUAAAUGCUGCACUAUGUAACUUUCCUGCUUGUAUCCAUGGAGAUGAUAUUGCUUUGCCUAGAAUAUUUCACAGCAUGACAUUCAAUAUGUAAAUAAACUAUAAUUACACUAAUUAAUUUGAAGAAUUUAGUGAUGAAAAAAAUUGAAAAUGCAUUUUUAUUUAUGUGAGUGCUUUCGCCUCUCCACAGAUCUGACCUGUAUCUUGCCUUGGUGGUGUCACCUGCUUGUUUCUGUGUGGAGCUAAGUUUAAUAUCAUACUGUGGAACAUUUUAGGCAAAGCAAUCUCCAGUUAUAUAGAGCAUCUUUGAAAUUCAACUGAUUCAAAUCAUAUCUAAGUGCCAACACUGUUUCGCAAGCUGAACAGAACUGUCCUUAAGUGUUUGGAAAAGUCUGAAUCAAUUUGUUUAUUAAAGUUCACUGAAACAGGAGGCUGCGUGGGCAGGUUACAGUCAUUUAAAGGUCCUAUAUUAUGCUCUCAUCUGCUCAGAAGAACUUUGGGGCAUCUGGACGUUCAUAUUUUACAUUUUUAAAAGUAUGAAUAGGAGCUGAACAAUUUGCGAAAAACAUCCAAAUGUGAUUUUUCUUAUUUAAUAGUAGGAUUCUGUUCAAAGUUCACAAAAAAAUUCACCGCUGAAAUAUGGACAGACAAACUAAUACAAGAGUCACAUUUCAUAUUUCAGUUUGUAUACAUCUAAAAUACAGAGUUAGCAGGUUUAGGCAGAAUAAGACAGACAUUUAGUUUUUUUGUGGAGGAAAUUCUUUUACUUGAAAAGCUGUAGCUUUUGCGAUUUUCUAGUUGUGUACAUUCAAAUUGUGAUUUUCGUUUGAUUGCUAUUAAUCUUGCAGUCCUAGCAUACAAAACACCAGUGAUAAAGCAGAAACAACAAGUGAUAAAGCAGAAACAACAAGUCAUCUCUAUACAUUACCAGUCAAACAUUCGACAGAAGACAUCAAAUAUAUGAUGCAAGAUGUAUGGAAUUGUGUAGCAACAAAUUGUAAAAUAAUUCAGUGUUGCAAACUCUUGACUUUUUCUCACUCAGGUGAAAGAAGGUGCAUUGAAUCUAAAUGAUAGAAGGAUUUUCGGGAUUUCUUUUGCCUUUGAGACAGAUGUUUGAUAAUGUAUGAGCCUGUCAAUGAUAAUCUGGGGUGUUUUUAAUGGUCUCUGUCAGUAAAAGUGAGUAGUUUGAAGUUCUAAACUUGGAGGUGGAUUUUUUUAUAUUUUGUGUUUGUAUUAUUGUUUAUGUUCAGGAAAUUGCGUUUUUAAUGAGACGAAAUAAGAUUAUAAAUCAAAACAAAAUCAGGAGUGAUCAGUAAUACGUGUCACAUCGUCCUGCCAUUACAAAACUUCACAUAUGUUUUUGAUAAGGAAAUGAUCACAGGUAUAAAAGCACAUGAGACUGAUUUAGCAUAAUGUAGGACCUUUAAAUGUUUACAGUUUAAAGUAACAGCAAUUUGAUUGAAGCUGUAUUUGACAUACCGUUGACUGUUUUUGAUCAGUUUUUGCCCUUAAAGUUCACACAAGAGUCCAAAAAAACAACAGGUAGGAAACUUGUGCAGUGCAGUUAAGACUUUGAUAGUGAAGUUUGCAGCCUCUUCUGCAAAUCUGGUGGUUACCCAAAUCUAAACACAUCGUACUGACCCAACCCUGUAACACGAAUGGAAACUUCACUGCAAUGGUGUGCAAAAGCUAAAGCUACAAGUUAGCAAAGCAUUUGCUGUUGCUAACCAAGAUACAGAACUAGUGCAUAGGAAAUUUAAGGGAUUGUUGUGCAAGCUAGCAGAGCGCUGCUUACUACUGUCAAUCAAAACGUAUCAUGUUUUCACAGCUUAAAACAAAGCGUUUACUUUAUAUAAAUGUAUUUAGUCUCCUUUAUCCAUUUUCUGAAGUUGAGACAAAAUUGAGGAUUUUUAAGUGAAUUAGAUUAAAUUUUAUUCUUUCAAUUAACAUAAAAUGUUUAGUUGGAAAAUAAAGUUGACAUUUCAUUUUUUGGAGUGUUGCUUUAUUAUUAUUACUUUUUAAAUCAGAUUUUCUGUGCAUUAAAAUUGUCAAGCCAAGGAAUUUUACCAUCAAAGUUGCCUAUAUUUCAAUAUGUCAUUGAAAAAUUUACUCUCAGUUCUUAAAGUAUUUUUAAGUCUUUUAUCUAAAGUAUACAAAAUAACAGGAAGAAAUCAACUGACUAUUUAGCUACACCUAUUCUAAUGGUAUUUCACACACACAUUGUUUCUAAUGUAAAUAACAUGCGCGAACACUUUUACGUCUUUUGACCUGUUGAGAAUCACAAAAUUAAUGACAAAUGAAAGAAUGUUCCAUAUUUUGUCUAAUAUUUUAACAAGAUUGGCUGUUAGAUCUAUCCUUGAAAAAAAAAAAGGGAUUUAUACAUAUCUAAAGGUAAUAUUUGGAAACUUAAUUACCUAUGUAUGAAUAUUUUUUUCUUAGAACAAUACAGUCUCCUUAUGAUGCUAUUUAAACUGUAAAAUAGUGGACAGAACAUGGGUCCAAAAAACUGACACUAUAUAUAUUGUUUUUGUCAAUUUUAAAGUUGUGCACAGCUGCCAGUUUGUUACUAAACACUUAAAUUGACGUCAAUAUAAUUUGCCUAUCCAUACUGAAAAUCAUUAGAGCAGGUGUAGACAAUAGACUGGUUUGAGUAUUUCUUCACUUAAAACUGCCCAGCCUCUGAAAUCCAGGCGUUUAUAACCAAGCACAAGGGACAUACAUAAGUGUGACUUAGGAUUAAGAAUUUAUAAUAAUGAAAUGAAAACGUUUUCAAGUGGACAGUGAAUCCUCGAGAAUGGAGGAAAUUUAAAGGUGUGAUGACUGUAGAUUGUUAAAUGAAUUCUCUUUUUUCUUGUUUUUGCUUUUUGGGGUUGAGAAAAAAAUAAAAAGCAGUUGAUUUUAAAGUAAA
Molecule: messenger RNA, 8068 nt
Organism: Boleophthalmus pectinirostris (great blue-spotted mudskipper)
Lineage: Eukaryota; Metazoa; Chordata; Actinopteri; Gobiiformes; Gobiidae
Gene: vps37c
Product: VPS37C subunit of ESCRT-I
Exons: 6
Coding region: 408-1448 (346 amino acids)
Biological process (GO): protein targeting to vacuole; ubiquitin-dependent protein catabolic process via the multivesicular body sorting pathway; protein targeting to membrane
Cellular component (GO): ESCRT I complex
Source: RefSeq, a predicted model, not a curated record